Messenger RNA from Acanthoscelides obtectus, 309 nucleotides. The record is from the annotation of a GenBank genome assembly. Lineage: Eukaryota; Metazoa; Arthropoda; Insecta; Coleoptera; Chrysomelidae.
CGAGACGUUUGGCGUUACGUCAUGGCGUAUCCCAGAAAUCGGUUUGGCGCAUCUUGAGGAAAGCAGGGUUGCAUCCAUGGAUUUUAAUAAAGCAAGAGACAAUCCUGAAUUCCCGAAAACAAUUCUGUGGACAGAUGAAUCUCAAUUCACGAGAGACGGCAUCGUGAACUGUCGUAAUUUACAUAAGUGGUGCCCAAAAGAUGAAAACCCUAGGCUGAAAAGGGCUUCAACAUUUCAAGUGAAAUUUUCUGCAAAUGUGUAGGCCGUACUGAUUGACAACUUUUUGAUUGGUCCAAUAAUACUUCCGAG